Myotis brandtii (Brandt's bat) is the source of this 4751-nucleotide messenger RNA. RefSeq names its product kielin/chordin-like protein (gene KCP). Lineage: Eukaryota; Metazoa; Chordata; Mammalia; Chiroptera; Vespertilionidae. Bases 1 to 4584 code for a protein of 1527 amino acids. The transcript has 39 exons. Gene Ontology annotation, molecular function: protein binding. The record is from RefSeq and is a predicted model, not a curated record.
AUGGCGGGGUUGGGGGCCGCUCGGCAGCUCCUCCUCCUCCAGCUCCUGAGCCUGGCGCAGGCCCAGGGGGUGGGCAGAGGUGGCGCUGUCUCCAGGGAGUCCCUGGGGCUUGCUGACAUCCAUGACUACCAGCAGCAGGCCCCCGCCCGCUCCUCAGACCCCGCUGGGGCCUCGCAGGAGCAGUGGCGCCCUCUGCAGGAGUCACUGAAAAGGCUGGAGGCUGAGGUGACACAGCUCAGAGAGCAGAACAAGGACCUGCAGGAGAGGGUGAGGCAGCUGGAGUCCUGCGAAUGCCGCCCCGCUUCUCCCCAGUGCUGGGCGCUGGGGCGGGCCUGGCCUGAGGGGGCUCGCUGGGAGCCUGGCCUGCCCCAGUGCCGCGGCUGCAGCCACAAUGGUCAGGCCUAUGGCAAUGGGGAGGCCUUCUCCCCCGACGCCUGCACCACCUGCCGCUGCCUGGAAGGAGAAAUAGCCUGUACCCAGAAGCCAUGCCCAAGAGGACCCUGUCCGGAGCCAGGAGCAUGCUGCCCACACUGUGAGCCAGGCUGUGAGUACGAGGGGCAGCUUUACGAGGUGGGGGCCAGCUUCCCGUCCAGCUCCAACCCUUGUCUCCAGUGCUCCUGCCUGAGGAGCCUGGUUCGCUGUGUGCCCAUGAAGUGCCCGGCCAGCCCCUGCCCUGAGCCAGUCCUGAGGCCUGGCCACUGCUGCCCGGCCUGCCCAGGCUGCACAGAAGGUGGCUCUCGCCGGGAGCACGGCCAAGAAUGGACUGCACCUGGGGACCCCUGCCGGCUCUGCCAGUGCCUGGAGGGCCAAAUCCAGUGCCGCCAGCGAGAAUGCUCCAGCCUGUGCCCAUACCCUGCCCGGCCCCUCCCAGGCACCUGCUGCCCCGUGUGCGAUGGCUGUUUCCUAAACGGGCGGGAGUACCGCAGCGGGGAGCCGGUGGGCUCCGGGGACCCCUGCUCGCACUGCCGCUGUGCUAACGGGAGCGUCCAGUGCGAGCCUCUGCCCUGCCCGACUGCGCCCUGCAGACACCCAGGCAGGCUCCCCGGGCAGUGCUGCCCCGUCUGUGCCGGCUGUGAGUACCAGGGACACCACUAUCAGAGCCAGGAGACCUUCCGACUCCAAGAGGGUGGCCGCUGCCUGCGCUGCUCCUGCCAGGCCGGCGAGGUCUCUUGUGAGGAGCAGGAGUGCCCGGUCGCCCCCUGCACCCUGCCAGACUCUGGUCCCCAGCUGUGCUCAGCCUGUGUGCUUGGUGGAGAGGAGUUUGCUGAGGGCGUCCAGUGGGAGCCUGAUGGUCAGCCCUGCACAGCCUGCUCCUGCCAAGAUGGGGUGCCCGUGUGUGGGGCUGUGCUCUGCUCCCCAGCCCCCUGCCAGCACCCCACCCAGACACCUGGCGCCUGCUGCCCCAGCUGUGAGAGCUGCACCUACCACGGCCACGUGUAUGCCAACGGGCAGAACUUCACGGACACGGACAGCCCUUGCCACGCCUGCCGAUGCGAGGACGGGACCGUGAGGUGCUCCUUGGCUGACUGUCCACCCACAACGUGCGCCAGGCCCCAGAGUGGACCAGGCCAGUGCUGCCCCAGGUGCCCAGACUGUAUCCUGGAGGAACAAGUGUUUGCGCACGGCGAGAGCUUCUCCCACCCCCGAGACCCCUGCCAGGAGUGCUGGUGUCAGGAGGGCCACGCCCGCUGCCAGCCUCGGGCCUGCCCCAAGCCCCCCUGCGCCCACCCGCUGCCUGGUCCCUGCUGCCGCAAUGACUGCCAUGGCUGUGCCUUCAGCGGGAAAGAGUACCCCCACGGAGCAGACUUCCCCCACCCCUCUGACCCCUGCCGCCUGUGUCACUGCUGCCUGUAUGAGGGGAAGGAGUUGGCCAGCGGGAAGCGCUUCCCGUCGCCCACAGUGCGGUGCCACGACUGCCUCUGCCUGGAGGGCAGCGUCAGCUGCGAGCCCAGGGCCUGUGCCCCUGCCCAGUGCCCUUUCCCUGCCAGGGGUGACUGCUGCCCUGCCUGUGAUGGCUGUGAGUAUUUUGGGGAGUCCUACCUGAGUGGCCAGGAGUUCCCAGAGCCCCGAGCGCCCUGCAACCUGUGUACCUGCCUGGAAGGCUUUGUGACCUGCGGCCGCAGACCCUGUGAGCCUCUGGGCUGCAGCCACCCGCUCAUCCCAUCUGGGCACUGCUGCCCCACCUGCCAGGGAUGCCUCUAUCAUGGAGUCACUGCUGCCCUAGGAGAGACCCUCCCUGACCCACUGGACCCCACCUGCUCCCUGUGCACCUGCCAGGAAGGUUCCAUGCGCUGCCAGAAGAAGCCAUGUCCACCUGCUCUCUGCCCUCACCCCUCCCCAGGCCCCUGCUCCUGCCCUGUGUGCCACAGAUGCUUCUCUCAGGGCCGGGAGCACCAGGAUGGGGAGGAGUUUGAGGGGCCCACGGGCAGCUGCGAGCGGUGUCGCUGUCAGGCCGGCCACGUCAGCUGUGUGCAGCGGCGGUGCCCACCCCUGUCCUGCCCACUCCAGGUCACCGAGCAGGGGAGCUGCUGCCCUCGCUGCAGAGGCUGCCUGGCCCACGGGGAGGAGCACCCUGAAGGCAGUAGCUGGGAGCCUCCGGACAGCCCCUGCUCCUCCUGCAUGUGUCGCGAGGGUGUUGUCACCUGCGCCCGAGUCCAGUGCAUCAGCUCCUGUGCCCAUCCCCGCCAGGGGCCCAGUGACUGCUGCCCUCGAUGCUCUGACUGUGAGCAUGAGGGCCGGAAGUAUGAGCCAGGGGACAGCUUCCAGCCUGGGGCCGACCCCUGUGAAGUGUGCAUCUGCGAGCUGCAGCCCGAGGGGCCUCCCAGCCUUCGCUGUCACCGACGGCAGUGUCCCAGCCUGGUGGGCUGCCCUGCCAGCCAGCUCCUGCCCCCGGGGCCUCAGCACUGCUGUCCCACCUGUGCCCAGGCCUUGAGUAACUGCACAGAGGGCCUGCUGGGGUCUGAGCUGGUCCCGCUGGACCCUUGCUACACCUGCCAGUGCCAGGACCUCACCUGGCUCUGCGUUCACCAGGCCUGUCCUGAGCUCAGCUGUCUCCCCUCAGAGCGCCAUACCCCGCCUGGGGGCUGCUGCCCUGUGUGCCGGGAAUGUGUGGUGGAGGCCGAGGGCCGGAGAGUGGCCGAUGGAGAGAGCUGGCGGGACCCCAGCAAUGCCUGCAUUACUUGUACCUGCCAUCGGGGCCGCGUGGAGUGCCGCCUUGAGGAGUGCCAGGCCCUCUCCUGCCCACACGGCUGGGUGAAGGUUCGAGACACUGGCAGGUGCUGUGAACGAUGCCAAGUCCCCUCAGCUCCCGCCCAGUCAUGUGAGCACCAGGGCCGAGAGGUGGCCUCCGGGGAAAGCUGGGCCGUGGACCCCUGCACCAGCUGCUCCUGCGUGGCCGGCGCCGUGCGCUGCCAGAGUCAGCGCUGCCCGCCGCUCUCCUGUGGCCCUGACGAGGCUCCCGCCCUGAAUCCCGGCAGCUGCUGCCCCCGCUGCCUGCCGCGGCCGGCUUCCUGCAUGGCCUUCGGAGACCCCCAUUACCGCACCUUCGACGGCCGCCUGCUGCACUUCCAGGGCAGCUGCAGCUACGUGCUGGCCCGGCACUGCCGUGGAGGGGACUUCAGUGUGCACGUGACCAACACUGACCGGGGCCGGAGCGGUGUGGCCUGGACCCAGGAGGUGGCGGUGCUGCUGGGAGACGUGGCCGUGCGGCUGCUGCAGGGCGGGGCGGUCACGGUGGACGGGCGCCCUGUGGCCCUGCCCUUCCUGCAGGAGCCGCUGCUGUACGCGGAGCUGCGGGGCGGCACCGUGAUCCUGCACACCCAGCCGGGGCUCCAGGUGCUGUGGGAUGGGCAGUCCCAGGUGGAGGUGAGAGUGCCUGGCUCCUACCGGGGCCAGAUUUGUGGGCUCUGUGGGAACUUCAAUGGCUUUGCCCAGGAUGAUCUGCAGGGCCCUCAGGGGCUGCUCCUACCCACUGAGGCUGCCUUUGGGAAUAGCUGGCAGGUCCCCGAGGGGCCGGGACCUGGUCGGCCCUGUUCCAAGGGCCGGGAGGUGCAUCCUUGCCGAGCAGCAGGCUACCGUGCCCGGCGUGAGGCCAACGCCCGGUGCGGGGUGCUGAAGUCCUCCCCAUUCAGUCGCUGCCAUGCUGUGGUGCCGCCGGAGCCCUUCUUUGCCGCCUGUGUGUAUGACCUGUGUGCCUGUGGCCCUGGCUCCUCGGCUGACACCUGCCUCUGCGAUGCCCUGGAAGCCUAUGCCAGCCACUGUCGCCAGGCAGGGGCGACGCCGGCCUGGCGGGGCCCGACGCUCUGUGUGGUGGGCUGCCCCCUGGACCGUGGCUUCGUGUUCGAUGAGUGUGGCCCGCCCUGUCCCCGCACCUGCUUCAACCAGCACGUCCCCCUGGGGGAGCUGUCUGCCGACUGUGUGAGGCCCUGUGUCCCCGGCUGCCAGUGCCCCGCAGGCCUGGUGGAGCAUGAAGCCCACUGUAUCCCACCCGAGGCCUGCCCCCCAGUCCUACUCACUGGGGACCAGCCACCCCGAGAUCUGCUCAGCCCCAGCCAGGAGUCCCGGGGGACACCUGACCCAGGAUGACAGCGACCGGGACUCAUCAGACCAGAAGGCUCUCCUUGGAGAGCAGCUCCCACCCUGGCCAGAGCUUCAGCGAGAGUGCCCUGCGCUGGCACUGGGAGCCUAGGCCCAUGUCCCACAAAAACCCAGCCGUGUUGAGUCAGAAGCAGUAAACUCGGGGCCUGCCCUAA